CGAGCUUAAGAGUCAGAAGUCUAAUUAACUCCCAGACACUGAGCAGAUCCUGUUUCCAGCCUCACCUUUCGAUCUGAAGUUGGUUUUAAGCUCUUGCCACCAUGCCUGCUGAUUACAAUGGGACGUGGGAAAUGGAAACCAAUGAAAACUUUGAAGGCUACAUGGUUGCUCUAGGUAUCGAUUUUGCAACUCGUAAGAUUGCAAAACACCUGAAACAAACAAAGGAGAUUAUUCAAGAUGGAGAUAAUUUUAAAACAAAAACACUCAGUACUUUCAGAAACUAUGAACUGAAUUACACUGUGGGAGUGGAGUUUGAAGAACAUACCAAAGGACUGGAUAACCGAGUGGUAAAGACACUAGUGACUUGGGAUGGUGACAAACUGGUAUGCGUUCAGAAAGGUGAAAAGAACAACAGGGGCUGGAAGCACUGGAUUGAAGGAGACCUACUGCAUCUGGAACUGACAUGUGAAGACCAGGUGUGCCAUCAGAUAUUUAGGAAGAAAAACUAAAAUUGACCGGAAAGCCACCCAGACCUUCAUCACACUAUUAUGCUGGGGUUUUUUUAGUCUAAAAAGAAGAAGGGAG
Molecule: messenger RNA, 585 nt
Organism: Cuculus canorus (common cuckoo)
Lineage: Eukaryota; Metazoa; Chordata; Aves; Cuculiformes; Cuculidae
Gene: RBP2
Product: retinol binding protein 2
Exons: 5
Coding region: 102-509 (135 amino acids)
Biological process (GO): fatty acid transport
Cellular component (GO): cytosol; nucleus
Molecular function (GO): fatty acid binding
Source: RefSeq, a predicted model, not a curated record